UAUGCUGUCUGAUUUCAAAAGAAGGAAAGCCCCUGUGAUCAAGUCAAUCUAUUGGAAGAUUUCUUCCUUACUUUAUCUGGUCUGGCUUUUUCUGUACUGUAACUUAAUUAUGUAGCAUACUUAAAAAUUAAUUUUAUUUGCUAAAGUACAUAUGCUGAGAACUUAUAUAGGUAAACUAAAUACAUGUAAGUGAUCAAAUGUUGCUUUUCUUGCACAUUCCAAUGGGAUUAGAAAAUAAGUCUACUCUUGUUCUGCACAUGAGAGUAUUUGUGUUAAUGGGAUUGGGGUUUCUAAUUCUAAAAAUUUACUUCCUGUCCAUUGGUAGUUACUUUUAAAAGUCUGCUUCAUUUUGUGGAGUGGUUUUAAUUAUUAAAGGGCACAUGUAACUGAAAUACAGCAACAUACUGGCUGAAAUAGUCUAUCAAUGAGCAGAAUUAGUUUAUAGUUAAUGGCAGGCAGAUACUACUUCUACUUUCAUGUUAUGUUCAUUAUAAAGUAUACGUCUUAACACUGAAGUAGACACUGUUCAUGUCACCCAAGCACUCCUACUGCAGUCAAGAGCUGGACUCUCCAUAGACUUUUGUAUAUAAAAAUGUAGACUUCACCUAUGUUAAUAAUGCCUUUCAUAAUUUUCUGGAGGGGAGGGUUGAUGGGAAAUGAUGUUAUGUUGCACAGUGACAGCCAGUUUUGUGAAACACAUGAACACAUACUUAACUUUGAGACCACGAAUACCCUAGUACAAAAGUAUGGUAGUAUAUCUAUAUGGGUAAUUUAAAGGUUAGGCAUUGUUCUGUACUGGAUAGAGAAAUUGUCAUCAUAACGUAAGUAUCAAAUACAAAUAGUUUAUGCAUGCUCUAUAACUCAGUCAAGUCAGUGGAUCUGUUCUUAUUUGAGUGAGCAAAUUCUAAUGACUGAGUUCUAAUUUAAGUGAGUUUAACUUAUGUAUUUUAUACAUUUAUCCUCUUGCUUUGUUUUAUGUAGCUUUGGUGGAGGGCAAAAGAAGGAGGAAAACAUGAGACAAAGUGUGUGUUUAAUGCCUAAUGCCAUCUGUUCGUUUCCAAUGGAUCCAGACUUGCAGGAGGCUUUCAAUGAUGUUCAGAGCUCCAUCUACAGAACAGCCCUAAAACUACGCUCGGUACAAAGUCUAUGCCAGUUGGAUUUGAUUGAUGUUUCUCUGAUUCAGCACGCCCUGUCAAGUGAACAGAGCCAGAGGGAAAAGCAGAUUUCUCUGAAAGUGCAGCAGAUCUCUGGAAUGCUGACAGAACUGUUCCAAAGGGCGAGGUUAGAAAAACCAGGCCAGGUAGAUCUAAGAGGUGCUGAUUUCACAUUGAGCCUGCUAGCUGCCAUGUAUGACAGAUCUGGAACAGGUUAUAUCAAAGCUAGAUCUGCUGCAGCUGCCCUAAUUGCCCUUUCAGGAGACACUUUACUGGCUAAAUACAGAGCUUUCUUCCAGUUUUAUGCUGUCCCUGAAGGGAAGAUGGCCUUGAUCACCCGUAGUGCCCUGAGAAACCUACUAACAGACUUAAAUCAGAUACCAGCCAUUGUGGGAGAAGGCUGCACUUUGUCUUGUGUGGAAAUUGCAACUCGCAGCUGUUUCCAUGGGGUUCUGAAUUCAGCAAUUGUUGAAGAAAAAUUCUUGUCUUGGCUAAGAUCGGAGCCUGCUGUUCUCCUGUGGCUCCCUACGUGUUACAGAUUAUCAGCCACAGCAAUGGUUUCGCACCAAGCCAGAUGUAAAGUCUGCAAAAUUUUCCCCAUUACAGGCCUCAGGUAUCGCUGUCUGAAGUGCCUCAAUUUUGACCUUUGCCAAGUCUGCUUUUUCACUGGACGUCUCAGCAAACCACAUAAGAGUUCACAUCCUGUUAUGGAACACUGUGUGCAGAUGUCAGCAAAGGCGAAUGCAAAGCACUUUCUCCGCACCAUCAGAAAUAACCUGAUUCUAGAUUGCCGCAGGAGAAAGGAGUCUCAGAGAAGGAGGGCUCUGGAGGCAGUGGAGGAGACGUACUUCCAUACCCACAAAAAGACUUUUCCCCUGGAAGAACUCGGUGCUUCACCACUACCUGGCCCUGAAAACCUGUCUUUCCUAGUGGACAGACCUGUCCUAGAGUCAGCAAAGUUCAUAUCUGAAAACAGAACUGUAGUGCAGAAGAGUGAAAAUAACAUCAAGACACCAGAGCGAGGCAAGACAGAAAUUCAGGCAAUAGCCUCUUCUGAAGCAGAUGUGUUAAAAAUGCAUGAAUCCAUUAGAAAUAUUUGUAAUGAGAGCAGGUACAUGAAGAAGCAGUUCAACAAGUGGAAGGGCAAAAUGCAAUUUCUUCACAACUGUCAGGAAGAAAAAAGCUGCAAAAUAGAGGCAAAGCUCCAAAGCCUGAGAGCAAGCCAUGAAAACCUACAAAUGAAGUUGCAGCAAAUGAAGCAAGAAGUAAAGACAAUGUUCCAGUCAUCAGAGCAUCCUUUUGUACAGAGUCAAUAUAUGAUGCCAAGAAGUCCUCACAUCCUGCUGGAAAGGACACUGCAGGCUGGAUUGAAUCCUGCCCAAAUAAGACCUAAUUCCAGAACAUGUUCAGACUGGAAAUCUCCGAAUUCCUCCAACUCCACAAAUAGAAUGCAGCUUUUACAGACACCUGAAGUUCCCACUGCAGUGGACUUAAUCUCAGAAGACCCACUGGAGUCAGCAUCCCUGAAGAGCAACAGACCUCGGGAUAAAAAAGCAAAAGAGAAUCAAACACAUAUGCCUGAAUUGACAGAAAACUCCCACAGGGACAUCAUGAGGAAUACAGUUCUUACUCCCAUUGCAGUGAAGAUACCACUUGAUGAGAAAGAAGCCAGUGAGGAAGUGGAACUGCAGCAGCUAGUGAUGAAACUAAAGGAUGCAGUGUCUCUCCAAUCCCAAGCAGCUCAACAGUCUGCUUUGCAGCAGGAAUUCUUCUCUACAGCUGAACAUGUUAGCAGAUCCUUUUCUGACCUCAUCAACCAAGUGAUUUCACCAGCUUGUAAAUGAUGGAAGCUACCACUUGCCCUUACAGCUCCACUGAACUAUUGAAGGUAACUGAUGUCAUAUCAGACUUUUAAAAGUGUCUCAGAUGUUUUGCUGUAAUAACCCAACAUAACAGACUUCUGCAUUUACUGACUUCACCAGGGACCAUAAAUAGUGUUAAGAGAACGACAUUCUUAACACUAUUGGUGGCUUCUGUUGGUGGCUUCCAGCUCCUGUGCAGUAGGUGUUAGCCCAGCUGAUAAAAAUCAGCAUGUCUUCAUUAAUGUUACACAGGCUUUAACGACUGUCCUGCCCUGUCUUCUCUUCUUAGUGCCGUAUAAUCCAUAAUGGCUUGUCUUUCAGGAACAUUUUUUUUUUAAUAUAUAUGAGUUCUGUUAACUGGUUUCAGUGGUGUAUUUGCUAUCACAUCAUUGUUUCUUAGAUUAAAGGAAGAAAUGAGUUCUUAAUUGUCAGACUUCCCAAUAUUUGGUAUUUAUAUAAUCAUAUUUUUCCAAACUACUGAAUUAAAUGAAAAUAUGCUUUGAACACUUAAAGUAAUUUAAUUGGUUUAGAAGAGCCUUUCCAUUCCUGAUUAACUUACAUAUCUGGGACAACAUUGGAAUAGAAUGCUUAAUUUCCCACAAAGAUUUUCCUGGUCUUGUAUUUUUCAGAAUUAAUUAUAAUCACCAAGAUAAAGGGACAGACUGACUCAUUAAAAUGGCUAGAAAUCUUGUUUCCUGUUGGUAGCACCUCAGCCACCUUCUUGAAAGGCCUUAUACUGUGGUAGUGAUAGCAAUAAACAUUCCUGGUUAUUUCUGCUAGUUUUGGUCACAGGAGGCCUUAAUUACAUGUACUGCAAACAUCCAAGAAUUACAGCAACAAAUAAUGGUAUGCAACUGGAAGCUGACAAGUAGCUUGUCUCUAGCAAAGGAAGUGUGAUGCAGCUCAAAAGUAGAGAAACUAACUGAGGGUGAGGACCCCACAAAACACAUAGGGAUGGGGUCCCUAGAAAGUGGAUACUUGUAUUAUCACAAACAGAAUAUAGUGUGAGAUAAAGGCUUAGUAGCUUUUGCAAUAUACCAGUGCCAAGAGAUACAUACAAU
Messenger RNA from Pezoporus flaviventris, 4077 nucleotides. RefSeq names its product dystrotelin (gene DYTN). The record is from RefSeq and is a predicted model, not a curated record. Gene Ontology annotation, cellular component: plasma membrane. Gene Ontology annotation, biological process: synaptic signaling. Gene Ontology annotation, molecular function: zinc ion binding. The coding region runs from base 941 to 2998 and encodes 685 amino acids. Lineage: Eukaryota; Metazoa; Chordata; Aves; Psittaciformes; Psittacidae. The transcript has 15 exons.